Varanus komodoensis (Komodo dragon) is the source of this 2486-nucleotide messenger RNA. It is a transcript of the gene ZSWIM9, whose product is annotated as zinc finger SWIM-type containing 9. The record is from RefSeq and is a predicted model, not a curated record. Lineage: Eukaryota; Metazoa; Chordata; Lepidosauria; Squamata; Varanidae. Gene Ontology annotation, molecular function: zinc ion binding. The transcript is spliced from 2 exons. The coding region runs from base 1 to 1611 and encodes 536 amino acids.
AUGGGGGACCUAGGCCUGGGCAGGGAGUUCCACACAUGGCACCAGUUCAGCAUGUUCUUCGACGACUGGUGUGAAAAGCAUAAGGUGCUGUUCAUCAUUGCCAACCAGAAGCCCCUGAUCUCCCUGCCCCAGGACCCACCAUAUUAUCAGCCCAGCCUAGCCGAGAGGCUCCGCUUCCGUUUUGUGCGUCUCAUCUGCAAACACAGCAGGACCUAUGUAGGGCAAAGCACAGUGCAACGCAACUGCCUCAGUGAGAAGAGCGACUGUCCUGCCACCAUCACACUGCGCCUUGACCCCAAGAAGGACCGCCUGGUAGUGAUCGAGGCCAACUUGGAGCACAACCACUGCUUGUCAGAGCUCGAGUUUGCCCACCACUUCAAGCGGCACCAGCUGAGGGCCAACCUGGGGCUGCCCAUCCGCAUCACCAACAGCAUUUCCAAGCGCUUCCUGGCACCAGAACUGAUCUGUGAUCUGGAGGACUACAGCAAAGCCAGAGACAAGGGCAUGUGUGAACUCCUGGCCAUUCUGGAUGGACUGUUCAAGGCCGACGUGGGUGCCAAAGUCAAACUGGUGUUCCAGGAGGACGUGGCUGUCCUCAAUAGCAUCUUCCUUGCCACCUCACACAUGCGUGAGCUGGUGCACCGCUUCCCUGCCCACCUCUUCCUGGAGCGGGCUGCUUGCCUGGACGCAGACUUUGAGCUGUAUACAGUGCUGUGCCAAGAUGCCAAUGGGCGUGGACGGGAGGUGGCCUAUUGCCUAGCCCGCCAGGGUCUGCCUGAUCUCCUCAUCUUCAUUGUGGCUUCCCUGGUGCAGAGUGCCCCAGACAUCAAGUUGCAGGUGAAGGUGGUCACGGUCGGGGCCAGUGUGACAGGGCUGGAUGCAGUGGAGGAGGUGCUGCCAUGUGCCCGGGUGCAGAUUUGCCGCCUGCAGGUCCUGGAGGCCCUCUACCGCAAGGCCUGUGAACUCCGCGUGCCCAAGGAAGACCAGAUCCGCAACCUGCUGCUCAACCUGGCCAAUGCCAAUUCGCCGCAUGUCUACAGCCAGUACCUGAGUGACCUGGAGGAUGUGGCCCCACUCCCCUUCCUGCAGUAUUUCCUAGAGCGUUGGCACUCGCAGAAAGGCAUGUGGGUAGAGUGCUGGGCCUUUGAGAAGAACCGAGAGUGUUCUUUCCUUGAUCAUCUCAGCAUGCAUCGCUGUAAGCUGCUGACGGUGCUCAGCCCCCCGAUGGCUCUGGCAGCCUGUGUCCAGGGCCUUCUGGAUCUGCAGGCCCUGCAUGUGGAGACAUCAAUGCUCCAUGUGGCCCCUGUGGCUGAGCUGUACCAUGCUGCCUGUCUGCCAGACACUGCUGACCUGGUAGCAGAGGAACUGGACCUGGUGCCCCAUGCACACUAUGAGCUUAAGGAAGCAUCUGAUGGCUACCUGCUGGAAGAAAGCACCUGCUCUUUCCUGGUGAGCCAGGACCUGGGCACUUGCAGCUGCUCCAUCUACUUGGCUCACCAGCUGCCUUGCCGUCACAUCUUCGCUGUACGCCUCUGGGUCGGGGAACCUCUUUUUGACCCCAGCCUGCUGCCCAGCAGGCUUCAAGACAUCACGGGAGAAGAGGAAUGCUAGCUGUUGUACCCAUUGCCAGGCCAGGAACAUAUUGUGUGCAUCAAAUGCCAGUCCACACAACCUGGUGACCUGAUACAUAAUUGCUGGUUUCAUUGUACUUUGGGUAAAAGCAAACUAGUUCAGAGCACUAGACUGACUGCUGACCUAUCAUGGGGGCCAACUGAAAGUGCCCAAUCCAAGGAUGGAUGGGUGCAAAAAAAAAAAAAAAGAAAGAAAUCACACAGGUACUGUUAUCCGCUAGAACUGGGUAAUUUUGAAGAUCCACCACUAUUUUAAAGAAAAGAGAGCAGAGGCAGGCACAGUUAAAGGGCAGUUUAAAGGCCCCACUCUGUCAGAAGGUCCAGAUACAUGGAGGAAACUGCUGUAGGAUGUUCGACUCGGAUGCUCAUUUGUUCUGCAAGUCCAAGCACAACAUUCUUUAACCAGGAAAGCAGAUUCUGACCAUUUCCCUUCUGCUGCCCUGUAAAAGAAAAUCAAAAUUCUACACCAAGGUAGCUCAAAUUUUCUUGUGAAACUCAAUUCUGUACAUAUCAUGCCAUUCAAUCCUAUGAAACACUGCCAAGGAUCAGGCUAUUAAGCAUACUAGGUUAUUUCAUGCAUUGGUUUGUUUCUACUAGUUAUGGGAAAGAGUACAAAGCCGAGCAGGGCACUGGAGACUUGUGACCACUUGCAAUCCUACUUAAGCAAUCCUUUCCCCUUGUUUUACGAGACUUCUCCCAGGAAAUGCCCACAGUAUUACAGAUGCUGAUUUUGAUGCUUCAUGCAGUUUUAGUAGCUCAGUCAGCUCUAGAAAGAAGCAAUGUGCCUGAAUGCACAAAAUGAAAACAAUGCCAUUCUGUUACCUGAUCAAAUAUACCCACUGAUUUGAACUUUAU